AUGGAUCGUGCAGCUAGUACAAAACGUGAUGUCCUUGAGCGCAUGCUGCUCGAUGAAAGUGUAGAGCCGACUGAUCUGCCAUUAUCACUUUUGGAAAACAUCACAAAUGGUUUCUCCGAUGACAAACGAAUAGGAAGCGGUGGGUUUGCUGUGGUUUAUAAGGGAAUGCUUAGGAAUGGGACAAUUGCUGUGAAGAAGUUGUUCAAUACCCAUUUGCAUGAGAACAAAUUUCAUCAAGAGGUUGAAUGUCUAAUGAAGGCGGACCACAAAAAUGUAGUAAGAUUUCUUGGAUAUUGUGCUGACACACAAGGAAGGAUGGAAAUCUACAGUGGGAAGCUUGUCAUGGCAGAUGUACAACAAAGAUUACUGUGCUUUGAGUAUUUGCCUAAAGGGAGUCUUCAUGAUUAUAUCAUCGGUAGGGUACUCAAAAGUUGGGGGAAUAGGUUGGACAAAAUACACAGAGAAAAGCAGUUGGAGCAAUUACGAGUGUGCGCUGAAAUAGGGAAAGAAUGCACUGACUAUGAUCCAAGAAGGAGACCAGAUGCACGGGAUAUUGUCCGUAGACUUGAUGAAGCGGAUAUUGUGGAUGGGUAUAUUGUCACUGACAUGAGUAACUUAUCAAGAGCACAGAAAAUACACAAGAUAGAGGAGCAUGGCGACGGACUAUUUGGUGCAAUUGGUCCUAAGCUGUCCCUCAAGUGCCUUCUUCGAGUGUCCCGGUCGGAUUACGGCAGAGUGGCCUCCUUGAGCCGGCACUUCCGGACUCUGGUGCGCAAUGGGGAUAUCUACCGCCUACGGCGGCUGACCGGGGUAGCAGAGCAUUGGAUCUACGUCUCUUGUAAAUGGGGAGAGUGGACUGCAUAUGACCUGGAGCGCAAGCGCUGGAUCCGAGCACCCAAUAUGCCAGUAGAUGAAAAGUUCAUGUGGGGUAACCAUCAGCAGUCGCUCGUUGUGGGCACAGACCUGCUCGUGUUUGGCAGAUGGGGCUUUCUGUUAAUAUAUAGCAUCCUAACCAAUUCAUGGAUUCAGACGACUGAUGCGACGAACUUCUUUCCGUGCUGCCUAUUUGGUUCAACAAGUGUGGGGCAAAAAGCCUAUCUGGCAGGCGGAACUACUGAUUAUUAUGACGGGGUCUUGAGCACCGCAGUAGUGAUGUAUGAUUCUGAGGAAAAAGUUUGGGAGCGCCUCCCAAGCAUGAAUAGAGCUAGAAAGUUGUGUUCAGCAGCAUUCAUGGACGGGAAGCUGUAUGUGAUUGGUGGGGUGGGCAGCAACACAGAGGUAUUGACCUGCGGGGAGGAAUACGACUUUGAGCGGAGGUCGUGGAGGGUGAUCGACAACAUGGCUGAGGGUUUCAUGAUCAACACAGAAUUGCUUGGUCCUACUGCUCCUCCUGCUGCAGUUGUCAACAACGAGCUUUAUGCAGCAGCUUAUCACAGUUACACUGAGAACAAUGUCAUCAAGUAUGACAAGCGGAACAAUAGAUGGAUCACACUUGGAAAAUUGCCAGAAGAUUGUCAUUCCAGUCUUAGACCGGGUAUUGGUUUCAAAGCAUGCGAUGACAAAUUGAUCUUCGCUGGAGGCAACGACUGGGCUGAAUGUCAUGACGCUGUUAAGCUUUACUCAUGGGUCCCCAAUGAGCAGCCACCUGUUUGGAAUUUGAUUGCCAGGCAUCCCUCAGGUACUGACGUGUUUAAUUUCGCCGUGAUGAGUUGCUGA
Messenger RNA from Miscanthus lutarioriparius, 1716 nucleotides. The record is from the annotation of a GenBank genome assembly. NCBI's taxonomy places the organism in Eukaryota, Viridiplantae, Streptophyta, Magnoliopsida, Poales, Poaceae.